This is a messenger RNA of Leptidea sinapis, 8223 nucleotides long. RefSeq names its product sodium-dependent transporter bedraggled (gene bdg). The record is from RefSeq and is a predicted model, not a curated record. Bases 360 to 3812 code for a protein of 1150 amino acids. Lineage: Eukaryota; Metazoa; Arthropoda; Insecta; Lepidoptera; Pieridae. The transcript has 14 exons. Gene Ontology annotation, biological process: sodium ion transmembrane transport. Gene Ontology annotation, cellular component: membrane.
AUAAGUGGGUGAAUUUUUAUUUAAAUUAAGUAGGUACUCUAAAGUUUUGGUGUCGUACAGCGUACUUGUACUUGAAGACUGAUGAUGAUGAGUUUUUAGAAGAUUGAAUUUUAAUAGAAUAUCUUUUAAUUUUUUAAUUAAUUAUUGAUGGAUUGCUUCGUGUAGAUAAUCACAAGUAUUUUUUAUAUCAUGAAAAUUAUUUAGUGUACGCUGACUAUUGAUUGUGUGUGAGAACAAUGUUUGAAAUAAAAGUUUGAAUAUCUCAAUGCAAGUGAAUUUAAUAAUAAUAUAGAUUUGCUAAUUGUGGAGCUGGGUUCACAACAAACCAUGCAAGAUAUAACUUAGACGAAGCAAUUAGAAUGGAUAUAGUCAAUAUGGAUGAGGGUUGGUAUGAGCCCAAGGAAAUUGUGCCAAGCAGUGGCGUUGAUAGUGAUGCUUCAAGUAGUGCUUUUGAGAGCUAUGAUAUGAGUGCACAAACUAGUGAUACAGAUAGACAAUCUGACGAUGAUGAUUUGAAAGAAGAUUUACAGAAAAAUAUACCAGAGUGCUAUAAAUCAGAUUCAAACUUUACUACAUAUAAUAUGUCUACUGACAAUGAUGAGGAAUUUCAAGCUACUGCACUCUGCCAGUUUAUGGACAUUUUGAAUGACUUAGAUGAAGUUUUAGACAAAUCUCUGCUUGCUUGUCUUGAUGAUACAGAGAAAUCAUGUGAUAGUGAUGAAGAUGAUCUAAUAUGUAAGAUUAGAGAAUGUUUUGGUGAGAGAGAGUCACUAGCCCAAUCACAAUCUACAAGUUCUGAUGAUGAUAAUACUCAAGUUGUAUGUGCAUCACAAUUAUUGCCCUCAUCACAAUUAUUAGAAUCUAAUAAUGUACACAGGAGCUCUGUGAAAGCUCAGGUAGCAAGUCUAGGUAGGUCUAAGAGUUUUGCUGAGCUAUCUUCUAACAGUGAAAGACAACAAACAGUACCAAUAUUAGAAAGAGCUAGCACUACAAAUGACAACUUACGAAGCUCCAUGAGAAGAUUGGAUCCCAUAAUACUUCCAGCAAUGGCAGCACAGGAACCACAAACUGAGGCCUUAACACUGCCAGUUAUAUUAUUCUUGGAACAUCAUGUCAAUCUUCGACCUACAAGUGCCCCAAUACAGUUACAAGUUACUGCAGCAAAUCUUAGUCAAGAAAGUGCUUCUGGGCCCUUAAUAGUUGGCCGAAGGACAUUAUUAAUGAAUAGGACACUGUCAUUGCCAUCACCUGGGGAUAGUGAGAUCACUGGAGGUGAUUGGACCAGUCGAAAUACUGCCCGUAGUACAGCAAGAAGUACUAGUGUAUCAAGUUCUUCUUCAGAAUCUUUGGCUGGUGCGCAAAUAGUAAAUCAGAGUCCUUUCAUAGGUACAGAUGAUAGAAAUGAUGAUAUUGAAGAAACUACAUGUGGAGUUUGGCCACACCGAAUGAGUGCAAUGCUGGCAUGUUUCAGUUGUACAGUGGGAAUAUUUAAUAUUUCAAGGUUUGCCAUGUUUAGCGUUCACUUUGGAGCAAGCUUCAUCAUCCAAUUCAGCAUUCUUUCAUUGAUUGCUGGAAUACCACUUUUCACCUUACACCUAUGUUUGGGACAAGUGUUGGAAUCAGGGCCAAUAGACAUGUGGAGAAUCUCACCCAUAUUCCAAGGAGUUGGCAUAUCAUUGUUACUAUCACAAGCUUUUAUUGGAAUCUACAGCAUAAUUGGGCUGUCAUGGAUACUUGUUUACUUUAGAGAUUCAUUUAUAACUGCAGACGAUAAGUACAGAUGGGCCCUACCUCAUGAAUUCGGUUUUGAAGAUUCAGCAAUAAGAAACACUACAAACAGAAUCCAAGAGACAGUGCCCCAGUACUUCCACGGGGAAGUGCUGCAGAGAAACCUGAGUACAAACAACUUCGGUACAAUCAAGUUCCAAGUGGCAUUCAACUUGGCUGUUGUGUGGAUGAUUGUGUUUGUGUCCCUGAGCAAGGGUCUAAGGUCGUAUGGAAAGGCGGUGUACAUGUUAAUAUUCCUUCCGAUCUGCGGUACCCUGGUGCUAUGCACGAAGCUCCUGACAAUGAUACCGUAUGAUAAAGUCACUAACAUAUUCGCCGAGACCGAAUGGAGCGAGUUUUUUGUCAACAGUAACAGCUGGGCGGCGGCCGUGCAAGAGACAUUUCUAACGUGGGGCUUACUGGGAGCCUGUGUGAUGCAGCUGACGUCACACAAGGACCCCAAGCACAGGAGGACCGCGAUGCUGCAGAAGGAAAGCGCCUGUAUCGUCGCGUUUACGUUCGCUGUGCUACUGCUGGGGUCGUUUCUGGCGAACACCUGCAUGCAGAUACUGAAGAACUACGGCUACGUGUAUAUACCUGGCAGUUACGAGACAAUUAAAUCUUCACAAAUUCUUUGGCCAAUAUCCGAGCCUUUACCAGGCAACACUGUAUCGACGCCGGUGCGGUAUAUGGGCCACUACGGCAGCCUUGUGGGAGUCACUGUGUGGAAGUCUGGCAACAUUGGCACAAUAUUGAGCGGCUGGCAACCUUUGGAACUGGCGACUCAUGUUGUUCCCGCAACAUUGGCAGUAUUGCCUUCUAAUGUUCUUUCACCAGCUUGGGCCGUGAUCUUCUACUUCAUACUGAUAAUGUUCGGGCUGGCGCAACAGCUGGCCAUCUGGUACUCCGUGAUCACCGGCAUUGUGGCCAUUAACGCCGAAGCUCUGAGGGUUUGGGAAACCACCAUCACUUUCUUUAGCUGUGUGUUUGGACUCGCCAUGGGGUUGCUACUGUCCACCGAUGCCGGUGUCCGGAUAGUUCAGUUCGCGGACUACGUGGUGGUGGGCGGGUGGUGGCAGUGCGCGGUGCAGGUGUGGCUGGUGGUGGCAGUGUUCGUGGUCCGCGGGCGGCCGUACUCGCCCGAGCGGCUCGUGUCCGCGCUGUACUCCUCGCGCCACAAGCUGGGCGCGAUCGUCGCCGCACUGCUCAGCUUCACGUGGACCGUCGUGCUGCCUGUCUCGCUCUGUGCAAUAUGCGUAAUGGACUUCCGUGUCGGACAGCAACGGCAACUGUACAGCUGGAGGAAACCCACUGGGUACUGGUCGGUGUGGAGCCGGCAGGUGGCGGUGCUGGUGCAGCAGGGUCUGUUGGUGUUGGUGCCGGCGGCAGCUUUCGUCCAGACCUGGCGCUACAUGAGCAAGGGACCCAACGACAUCUUGGAGCGGGUCCAGAACUUGUACCGGCCGCGGAUGGGCGAGGCGGGCGUGAUGGAGGUGCCAGCGCGACGAGCCGGCGGGGGUGACCAGGCCGGGCCCCGGCCGGCCGUGGCUGCGCCCGACCCGCCGCCCAAGUACACUCCGCCGCCGUCCUACUCCACGGCCACCGGGGCCCGCCUGCUCAACACGCUGCGGAGGAGCUUCAGGACUCUCAGGAGAAUAACAUCACAUCGCAGCGAGUACACCGAAGAGUCGGCGCAACUACCGAUCACGCUGAGCGAGAGUGUCGAAAGGCAAACUCACCCGCAACUCGACACGACCUCACGAGUCUCGGUCACCGACGAGACGGACGGUCGGUCGCACGUACCGUCUUCAUCUCACUCGCUCACCACGAGGGAUUUCCUGCGGCGCUCCUUUGUGAGGAAAAGCGAUUCGGCUAAGAGUAUACUUCGGUCGAGUAUGCGGAGCUUCAAGUACGGUAUGAACGGCGCGUUGACGAGCAGUCACGAGCAGUUGGUCCGGGAUGUCGAGCCUAUGUCGAACACGGUCGCCAUGUCGUCCGUAGUAGGGGACGCGGACCGCGCGAGAAGCUUCGCCUCUGUUAUAUAAACAUGUUUAACAUUGAAGUUGAUCGUAAACUGUGGCGGAACAAAAUAAGAACUCACAAUAAAAAGAUUGGUUUUGUUUUUUGAAAUUAUACUUCUAAAAAAAUGCUAAGAGUGAAAUUUUAAGAUGCGCGCAUCACUGUAACAAAAGUAACAGGUUGAGUUGGUUCCUAAUAUUUUCUGACGUUUGCGUCAUUGGUUAUCCUUUAAAUUUUGGAAGUGAAAUAUUAUUAUUGUACAUUUUAUUUCCAAAAUAAAUAUUCAAUAUUUAAAAAAAUGCCGCCAUAGUGAAUGAAGAAUAAAAUAUAAAUGUAGGUUUUUUUUUUAGAUUAACAAAAUGUCUCAAUAUAUUUACAGUGUUGAAAGUGUUUGUUGAUCAGAGGCUAACGGGAUUAACCAUUAACUUAACGAAUUCGUGUAGUUGUUAAUACUAUAAGGUUUCUUAAAAUAUAAGAAAUAUUGUGAGAGUGAAGCCCCGCAAAUUGUUUAUGUACGCGGCCGCCAUUUUUAGUUACGUCAUAACCGGACAAACUUCCAAUAAUCUACAGAGAGACGUUGAAGUCACACAGUCUAUAAUAAGAUAAGUUUCCAGAACGAAAGCAACUUACGGAGAUUAUAUCACAUUUUGGAAUCAUUACAAUUUUUAAACAAUUUUCUGAAAAAAAUAGUCGUGAAAUGCGGAUCGAAUAUUUCAAAUAUCCUGGUGCUUUUAACUAUGAAUAUUUGUCGGCGGCAUAUUAGUCUACUACAAUCAAGGUAACCCCAUGCAUUUUUUUUUGUAUUUUACAUAAUAAACAUUCCUUAGCUUAAGUCUAAGGAGGCCAAAGUCUGACAGGCGCAGACUAAGGCCAUUGUGAAGUGUAAAUGAUCCCGCUUCAUAGUCUAAGAUCCGAAUAGGAAUGACCUUCACCCAAACGUAACCGUAUCAAUGUAUUUUAUAUCAAGUUAUUAUUUAAUUUUUAAGGCUUCAUAUUUUUUUUAUUCUACCUGAACUCUUAAGAGAUCUAUCGAAGACACAACUCUAUGAGACUAAUUAAAAUUAAAAUAAACUUUAUUUCGAUAUAAUGUUCAAUAAUUACACACGAGGAUUGACUUACCAGUUUUAAUACUUUUUUUUUUAUGAAAAUACGGGACGAGACGAGCAGGACAACAACAACAGCUGAACGAUGUUAAUUGAUAUGCCCUGCCCAUUACAAUGUAGUGCCGCUCAGGAUUUUUGAAAAGCCAAAAAAUUCUCAGCUAACGGUAUAUUCUAUAGUAUCUCUCUUUUAAACGAAUGAAUGUAACGUUAAAAAAUAUUUUUUUAUUUUUUGUUAAUUAUAAUUUUUGACAGAACUGUCGACUUAACACAUCCCACUCGCGAUAUUAUGUUUUUGUCAUAAUUAAUUUGAUAUAAAAUACUUUUUAUACAUUAAUCGGAUAAGUGACGGUCACUUUCUAUUCGGAUCCUGUACUAUAGCGCAGUCAUGACACGUCCCGGCAAACGAUAUUUGAGAUCCCAUGUAACGAAUAUGAAAAUAAUAUUGUUUUAAUUAUAUAAUAAUCACAGGUAACUAGAUCUAGAUUCAUUAUAUUGAAAAUGUUUUUACAUCAUAUCGCCUAGCUAUAAUACAUCACAUAUUCAUUAAUUAUCGUCAUCAACAAACUAUCACAACUUGUAAUUAAAUAUAAUAAUUUAAUGAAUAUCUAUUAAGAACAAUUUGUACAAUAAAGUGAAAAAUUUCGCCAAAUCGUUGAUUUAAUUAUUAAAAUCGUCAAGACUGUAGCUGUAUGUUGUAUUUUAACGUAAAAUUUGUAAUUAAUUUUUAUUAAUCACGUUAUAAUAAUGUACCUACUGUGAGUUUCAUCACAACAAUAAUUAUAAUAUAUAUUAUAUAGAGGGUAUUAGUAAUUCAAUUAUAUUUUAAUUGUAUUUUGUUUGUAAGUUCUCUUACAAUAAAAUAAUAUAUAUUAUUGAUAUUAUAUGAAGAAACAUUACAUAACAUCUCAAUAAUUAUUUAAUUUUGUUUAAUGAUUUUAUGUUUUUUAAAAUAGAUCUGUUUUAAGUUUAGAAUAUGCACAUAUAGAAUCUCCCGGUCUCCACUAGACGUGAGGUGUGGGUAGUUGCAUUUUUAGUUAAGUUUUAUCCAGCCAUACUUGUGUUGUUCAGAAAACCAUUGAUAAUAAAUCUGAGCUUAUAAUAUUAAGACCCUAGGGCUAGAAGCUAGUGUUUGAAUGUAAUUUAUAGAAUAGAGAUUGUCUGGUUGAAAUGAUUUUGGUUGAUUAUUAACUAUGAUCAUAAACUUAGAUAAUUUAUACGUCUAGAUAGACUAAGACAGCUGUGAAAACGUUGAAAAAAAUUGAGUGGAGAACUAACCUCUAUUUUGAGCAAUUCACGCACACUAACACAACGUGUCUAACAAAUCUCCAGCUUGUCUCGCAUACUAAAGUAAUAUCGCUGGACUGUUUUUAUCGGUUGUCUAACAGCAAAAGACUAUCUAGAAAUAUAAAUUAUCUAAGAUAAUAAAUUAGAUUGGGUAUAAUAAUUGUUGAAAUAUUGGUGAUUUCAUACAAUUUAAUUGCUUGUAAAAGUCUACAUCAUUGUAGUUACUUUUGGUGAUCAUAUUUUCAUAGUUUUAGCUCGUUUUAGUAUGUGAAAUUAGAUGAUAUUAAUAUCAUAGUUUUUAUAAACUAUACAUGUGAAUGAGUCCAAAUAAACGACAUUAAACAUAUUCAAAAUUAUGAAGUGACCAAAAAUUUCAACAAUUGUAGAAAAAAAACACGUGAUUGUCUACAAAGGUAGUAUUAUUAUAAUUUUAAUCCCUUUUUACUAACAUUUUUAUAUUAACAAAUUGAAUAAGAACAUGUACUUAGGUAUAUUAGACUUUUGUUAAGAGAUAUGUUGUACUUAUUAGGAUUGGGGACGUUAAGUUUUUAUUGUUAUUAGUACAAGUAGAUUAGUUGUUUACGCUCGAGUGCUGCCGAAUGGAUUCCUUUUAUAUAUUUUACCUGAAAUUUGAGUAUCGAGCUAUUCCGAAUGGAAGUGGAUAAUUUAUUACUAAGCAAAGCCCCUUGGCUUGCAUCUAAAAAUCGUGUUCUUAAUAUGUGUAAUUUGACUACAUUGAUAGAUUUUGUAUAGUGUGUAUUUCAUAAAAAUAACCGCUCACAUGCAAGUUGAACUAUCACAAGAUGGUCUCCUUACCACCAUACAAGACAAUAAAACACAAUGAACUUUUGAAAUACUAUCGUGAAAGAAGCUUUAUUGUCAAUUUACAUGGCGGCCAUAUUGGAAGUCGCCAUCUUGUAUUCUAUUAUUUGUUGUUAUAGCGACAAUAGUUCUACACACUGUAUAAAUUUUAGCUAACCACUAACCGGUUUCAUUAUCUCUGGACCUGACGCCGAUGACGUCACUUCGUCGCUUUGUUACGGUGUGCAAAACAAGCAUCAUUAAAUAAUAAUAUCCUAAUUUUAUUAUUAAUAAAUAAACUACGAUUUAUUGUUUCUGUAUUAUUGAUUGAUGUAAAUUAAUAAAAGCAUCUAGGUUAAGUACUUAAAAGUACUUUUUUUUUCUUUUUUUAAAAUUUAAUUUCAUUAUUAAAUUAAAUUUAUUCAAGUCAUUAGAUACACUAUUAAUCUUACAUUAAUCAUAAAAUAAUUAUUCUAAACUUAAACAAUAAAAAUUUGCAAAUUUAAUACGAAUAGCUGCCAAAAUACAAAGAAAAACAUAAUAUUAUAGCUGUGAAGAAUAUAUGAAUGUUAUCACGAGAAAUAAGCGUAAAACGAAAGUAAUUAUAUUAUUAUUCAGACAGAACUAUUAUUGGGACACAAUUGCAUAAACUACAUAACUAUUAACAACAAACGUCGAAACUUAAUCAAUGAAACUAAUAACAAAGCAGUGACAGCUCGAAAAUAUCACACGUACCUAACGGUAGUGAAACUGCAAACCGUACUGAUACAACAGGACGAGCGCGACGGGGUGAAAGGGGGCUUCACGUUCCAGCGAGGUCCAGAAAUAACGCGGAUGAGUGUUGGUACAAAGAUAUACACAUAAUAAUAUUAUUGUGUAAUGGAUAUGCUCUUAGAAUCAGUUUAAAGGAAUUAUUACUACAUAGAAUAUUAAAUAAUAUAGAAGGUGCCUAAAUAUCGAAAUAUUAGCUGAACAAUGUGACACUUUUACUUUGCUUUUCACAGGUUUGGUUUUGUUGAAAAUAUUAAACGUGCAACGAGUGAUGUGUUCCUUCUUGCAUUUAUUAUAAAUUCUAAAUUUGUUAUAAUAGAUCUAGUCACACGCAGCUUCCAUGUUAUUAACAACGCAUCACAUUGUUAAUCUACAUUAAGCACAUAAUUUUUUGCACUUUUGUGUUUUUAUAUUAAUUUUUAAUCUACUUAAUGAUGUAUUUCCACUUAUGAAAUAAAUUUUAUGAUAUUCAAUUUAA